Hyla sarda is the source of this 784-nucleotide messenger RNA. RefSeq names its product neuropeptide FF-amide peptide precursor (gene NPFF). Gene Ontology annotation, molecular function: neuropeptide hormone activity. The coding region runs from base 18 to 365 and encodes 115 amino acids. The transcript has 3 exons. NCBI's taxonomy places the organism in Eukaryota, Metazoa, Chordata, Amphibia, Anura, Hylidae. The record is from RefSeq and is a predicted model, not a curated record.
UGGAGAUACUAACACUUAUGCUCCUCGCUAUACUUUCCUGUGCCAGGAGUGCUCAGCCCAACCACGCAGGCAACGAGUCCCCUGAAAACUUCAUGGAGGUGCCCCCAAAUUUCUACGACUCACAGCUGGAUGAAAAUUUCUCCUCACAGCCCUUAACAGAUGACAAAAGUGGCCUGAAUUCUUUGUUCAGAUCCAUCCUGCACAGCAGAAAUGCACGUAGUUCCUUCCCGUUCCAACCACAAAGAUUUGGAAGAGAUGAACGCAGUUCAAUGACAGGAGACAGCAGGAUCCAUUCUCGGGGAUGGGACUCACCACCACAGUUUUGGAGUAUGGCCGUACCCCAACGCUUUGGCAGAAAAAAAUAACUGAAUUCAACGUACAACCAGCGUGAAGUUCAUCCACACAGCUAGCACCGAAGCAUUGCACUUCAAUUUUGUACCAUGUUAAAGAGCUCAUACGCACAAUAGUAAACACAAACAUUUCACAUCUCAGUGAGCUAAUAUAAUAUACCGGCACAGAGCUUUAAAUCCUUUCAGCAAGCUUACCGUGAUCACAAAUUCCUCACUGGUUGCUGUGUAUUACUGUUGUUGUUUUAAGAUAUACCACCAGUACAAUCUUUGGUCAUAUCCUUUGUAAAUAUACAACUAUAGUAUCCUCUAGACUGGUAGGCAACAUACUAAAUAAUUGUAUCAAGACUUCAAACAUGUAACUCCCAAUCUUUGUACAUAGGACGUUACAUCAUGUUGUGUAUCAUUCAUGGUUAAACAUUAAUAAAGUAAAUUAC